Molecule: messenger RNA, 588 nt
Organism: Rotaria sordida
Lineage: Eukaryota; Metazoa; Rotifera; Eurotatoria; Philodinida; Philodinidae
Source: the annotation of a GenBank genome assembly
AUGUCAGCAAAAAUUGGUAAACCAGCACCUGAUUUCAAGACAACAGCUGUCGUUGAUGGAAGUUUUAAAGAAGUUUCACUUCAAGAUUAUAAAGGCAAAUAUAUAGUACUUUUCUUCUAUCCACUCGAUUUUACAUUCGUUUGUCCAACCGAAAUUAUUGCAUUUAGUGAUCGUAUUGAAGAAUUUCGUCAAAUCAAUUGUGAAGUAUUAGCUUGCUCAACAGAUUCUCAUUUUAGUCAUCUUGCUUGGGUUAAUACAAACCGAAAACAAGGUGGCCUUGGAAAAAUGAAUAUUCCAUUAUUGGCCGAUAAGACUAUGGAAAUUUCUUUGAAAUAUGGUGUAUUAAAAGAUGAUGAAGGUAUUACAUUUCGUGGUUUAUUUAUUAUCGAUACACAUGGAACUCUUCGUCAAAUAACAAUAAAUGAUUUACCAGUUGGUCGUUCAGUUGAUGAAACACUUCGAUUAGUUCAAGCUUUUCAAUUUACGGAUAAACAUGGCGAAGUAUGUCCGGCAAAUUGGAAACCAGGCAAGAAAACAAUUAAUCCUGAUGUAUUAAAGUCCAAAGAAUAUUUUGAACAUACAAAUUAA